Hydractinia symbiolongicarpus is the source of this 2337-nucleotide messenger RNA. RefSeq lists its product as uncharacterized. The record is from RefSeq and is a predicted model, not a curated record. Bases 1 to 2337 code for a protein of 778 amino acids. NCBI's taxonomy places the organism in Eukaryota, Metazoa, Cnidaria, Hydrozoa, Anthoathecata, Hydractiniidae. The transcript is spliced from 5 exons.
AUGCACUUCUGCCUGAACUGCUUACAAGCCUUCCCAACAAUCGAAUCGCGUGAUAAGCACUAUGGCUACUGCAAGGACAACGAAGCGGUCAAGAUCACGAUGCCAAGCGAAAAGAAAAAGUGGCUCUACUACAAGGACGGUCAACAGCAGUUCAAAAUACCAUUCGCCAUCUAUGCAGACUUCGAGAGCCUGUUGAUUCCAAUGAAAGAGAAUGCGAGGGAGACCAAGACGAAAAAGUUGAACAAGCACGUACCAUGCGGCUGGUGCACAUAUAGUACCUUCGCCUAUGACGAUAUAUCAUAUCCUUUGUAUAGAUACCGCGGUAAGGACUGUGUGAAGAUGUUCGUCCAACAUAUAGAGGAUAAGAGACCACUGUCACUACACGGGGCUAUACAGAGGCGCUGUGCACAAUCUCUGCAACCUCAAAUACAAGAUACCAGGCCACGUGCCGUGAUCUUCCACAAUCUCUCGGGGUAUGACGCCAACUUGUUCAUCCGGGAGCUCGGAGAGAAGUAUGACACCCAGAAUAUUGGCUGCAUCGCUGAAAACACCGAAAAGUAUAUCUCCUUCAACGUAAAAAUCAAGGUAUCCCUUAGAUGCAUGGGAUAUGGUGAUAGUGAAACAUACAAGAAGAUCGAGAUCAGAUAUGAAAUGUCAGCAAUGCGCAGAUACAUGUCUGGAAUUUCAGAGCAUCGAGGCCGAGUAUGUGGCAAGCUUUUGGUGCAAGACUUGCGGCUCGAGUACCACGAAGCAGCUAGACAUGGAGAGGUAAAAGCAAAUGUACCAGCCAUGGCAAGGUUCAUCGACGGGGAUGAUUUCUUCAGACUGAUGCUUCGAAAAGGUGUCUACCCCUACGAGUACAUGAAUGGCUGGCGAUUCAAGGAGACAGAGCUACCUCCCAAGGAGGCAUUCUAUAGUAAGUUGAAUAUGAAGGGGAUCAGCGACAACGACUACGAACACGCGAAAAAAGUCUGGAAUUUCAUCACUCCGAAGGGUGCUGAGGUCAACAUGGGAGACUACCACGACCUGUACCUCGUCACAGACUGCGCCUGGUCUCGCCUGGAAAGCAGCGUUGAAGUAUACCGAGAUCAAGCUGGAGCUCCUUACGGACCCCGACAUGCUCCCGAUGUUCGAAAAAGGUAUUCGUGGAGGCAUAACUCAAGCUGUGCACAGAUAUGCCAAAGCCAACAACAAGUACAUGGGGAGCAAUAUGAUCCCAAUGAGGAGUCUUCAUACUUGCAGUACCUCGACGCCAACAAUCUCUACGGUUGGACCAUGCGUCAGGACCUGCCCACUCAUGGAUUCAAGUGGCUUUCGAUUGUUGAGGCCUUUACCCAGAAGCGCAUCAGCAAGCUCGUUGCUGACAACAAGCAUGGUUAUAUCCUGGAAGUUGACAUCAACUACCCUGAAAAGCUACACGACAAGCACAACGAGUUACCCUUCCUGCCAGAGCGUAAGGUGGUUCACAGGGUCGAAAAGCUGAUACCAAAUUUGGAACACAAGCAGAGGUACGUUGUGCACAUCAGAGCCCUUCAUCAAGCUCUAAAUCAUAGGCUCGAGCUCAAGAAGGUAUACAGAGUGUUCCAGUUUAACCAGAAGCCCUGGCUGAAGGGCUAUAUCGAUCACAACACGGAGCUUAGAGCCGCCGCCAAAAACGAGUUCGAAAAGGACUUUUACAAGCUAAUGAACCUCUCGGUGUUCGGCAAGACUAUGGAGAACCUGAGGAACCAUCACAUCAUCCAGCUAGUCACGAAUGAAGCUGCCUACACAAAGCUCGUCAUGAAGCCGAACUUCAAGGGUGGGAACUACUUCAGCAGCCACCUCAUGGGCGUGGAGAUGGGCAACACGGAAGUAAAGAUGAACAAGCCGGUAACAGAGGACUUUUACCGCGAUAUUGCUGAUGAUGUCGAGACACGUUUCAAUACGAGUGCCUAUAGCAAAGAUGAUGGCAGACCUCUCCCCAUUGUCAAAAACAAAAAUGUCGUGGGCUUGAUGAAGGAUGAGCUAAACGGUAAAAUCAUGACAGAGUUCAUCACCCUGAGAGCAAAACUCUAUGCGUACAAGAGUAUCAUGAAAGGGGGCGGCGAUGGCAAGGCGAAAGGUGUGAAAAAGGGUGUCACGGCCAAAUCCAUCACCUUUGAAGACUACGUGCGCUGCCUAGAGGAUAGCGUUGACAUAUACAAGACCUGGGUCUGUAUCCAGAACAAGGGACAUCAAAUCUAUACGCAGGAAGUGAACAAGCUGGCACUCAAUAGAGCAGACGAUAACAAGAUCGUGCAACCAGACCAGAUCACAACGCUCGCCAGAGGUCAUUAUCGCUUAGUGGCAAAUAAAUGA